Vicia faba (fava bean) is the source of this 579-nucleotide messenger RNA. The record is from the annotation of a GenBank genome assembly. Lineage: Eukaryota; Viridiplantae; Streptophyta; Magnoliopsida; Fabales; Fabaceae.
AUGGAAGCACUUUCUUCAAAGUUCCUUCUCAUAUUUUUUUCCUUUAGUUUCAUGAUACACUCUAUCCAAGCAACAGAAACUAACACCUUAUUCAUUAGAAACUCUUGCAGUUCCACAACUUAUCCAAGAUUAUGUUAUGCAUCCUUAGUGAAGCACGCAGAUUCCAUUCAAACAAAUCGCAUGCUUUUAACAAGCACGGCUCUAAACGUGACUCUUGCAUCCGCGAAAUCAACCUCGGCUUUCAUGUCAACGCUCUCUAGAAGCCGCGGUGUGAAGCCAGGAGAGGUUGCAGCUAUGAAGGAUUGUGUCGAAGUGUUGAGUGACUCGGUGGAUGAACUCCGGAGGUCUAUUGGUGAGAUGAGUCGUCUUAGGACUUCAAAUUUUGAGCUAACAAUAAGUGAUGUACAAACUUGGGUUAGUGCUGCUUUGACGGAUGAGAGCACUUGUACCGACGGAUUUCAAGAGAUUAAUGCACAGGACAAUAUUCAGACACUAGUGAGAGGGAAAAUUGUGCAAGUGGCUCAAUUGACUAGCAAUGCUUUGGCUUUGAUAAAUAAACUUGCCACUUCGCAUGGUUAA